AUGCAAAUGAAUGAGGAAAUAUUUCAAACUUUGCGGAAAUCUUAUUUUUGUCGGGUAUCAUACCUGAUCUGGAAGGCACAGAGCGAGGACAUGUUAUUUUUAGUCUGUUUAUCUGUUAUUGUGAUGUUAACUGAAGCAUGCGAAAAACCCAUGUGUUCGAUACAGAAUCCUGUUGAUGUACAGUGCAACAUGGAGAUGAAAGAUAUGAUAAAUGCAGAUGACGUUGAACCAAGGCUAUGUAGCGAUGGCGUUAAAAUAACGCAACAUACUAUGACCAGACCCAUACGUCAAAAUUCUAAAGAAUCGUACAUAAAUGGGACAUUUAUAAUACAUGUGACAAGAGGCGGAAGAAGACACAAAUACAGGACACUUUUUAUGGAAGUUAAACAACAAGGACAAAACACAAUUAGGCAUUUCAUCCACAUACAAAAGAGGGAGGGAAUGAUAAGGGAAAACAUGAAAGUGUCUCUGUCUUGUUUGCCGAUAUCCAGAGAAAGUCCUAUUUCAGUCGGAAUUGCGGGCGAAUUAAAUCAUGCGAAGAAAAAUGAUUGUGAGCAAGAGAAUAAGAGAUUCCGACAAACACUCCUUGAUUUCAAAGAAAAUCAACUACUAACAUUUUCAUCGAAGGCACAAGUCUGGUCAAAGGUUAAGUCUUCACACAGAUUAAAGAGAAGCAAACUGAAGAAAAUAAAAAAUGAAAAAAAUUGCACCGUGGAUUUAACAAAUAAAACAGUAACGCAUUAUUGGAAGAAACCAACAAACACAAGGAUCGAUAAGUGUGGUAUCAUUGGUGUCGAGGGAAUGAUUGAGGGGGAAUGGGAAGAAAAAGACGGGAUGAGUUAUUGCAUCACGAAAUAUACGACCCCGAAUAACUAUUUCUCCAGGAUAUUUUACUUCAAACAAAAUAACAAGCGGUACACUGCUGCUCCAUGUCAUUUUGUAAAAGAGAAUCUCGAACAUAACAGUGCAUCAACUCUUAAAAUAGCUGCUCUUUCGGAAAGAAAAGACAAUGCCUUGGAUGAAACCUUGAUAAUUGUUCUAGCACUUCUACUAUUUGGAAUAGUUCUUUUACUGUUAGCCAUUGCUGGUCUUGUUCAUAGCAGGAAAAAGCGUCAUAGAAUUCCAGAACCGUAUCCACACGAGAGAACAAACAUUUCUGAAUCUUCUGAACCAACAGCAAUGAUUAUAACUGUGGACCAAUAUAGCAGAGACAUUUCCCAGCUAACAAGUUUACUUCAUAGUCGAAAAAUUAAGGUUGUAACUGCGGAAUCCUCCUCUCAAGAAAAUAUGAGGAGUCGUCACGACUGGCUGGAGAAAACGGUGUCCAACAGCAACCAUUACAUCUUCAUCGUGAACAAACAAAUGGAUGAAAUAUUCAAAGCAAAAUUUAAUGAACCUCUGAAAGAAAAGACUGAAAUUUCAAGUAAUUGGUCGACAGAGUAUGAGGGUGGGGCAUGCGCAUAUACAAUAGUUUUGAUUAGAAACGAAUUCAUUAAAAGCUUGACAGACUCCGGAAGUUCACGUAAAUCUUGUCAUCUUGUUAGCUUUGAAGAAGACGAUGAAAUGAUCGUCUCACAACUAAAACACAAAUUCAGUUUAUUUCAGUGCAUUAAAACACACUGCUACAAUUUGUACUCUAACAAACAAUUCAGAUAUAAUGCCGCAUGUCGUAUGAUAAACAAUAUAAAGAAAACAGAAAAAUCGAGAGACUGCAGGACCACUCAGCAAAUCUCAUCGGGCAAUACACAUACAGUAAACGACAUGGAUAUCGAAAGUGCCUUUUUAUCUGUAAAUAUUUCUUCAAAGCAUUACUUCAUUCCUCAAAGCGCAAUUGAAGACACAGAUUUGGGAUCGGAUAUUGACGUCACAAGUGAUUUAUUGGAAAAAUGAAGUUAGGUUGAUAUGCCUCGAUGUCAUUUGUUGAGACCCAGUGUCAAGGAAGUAUCCUAUGAAAUGUAUAGGUGUUAAACAACUUAUGGAGUUAAUAUACUGGUAGAUAAUUUUGUUAAACAUUAAUAUAAUUUCAGAUGUUCUUGAACUUCUUCUUAUAUGUUGAUGUUGUCUUUAUGUGUUGUGUAUUUCAUUCCAUCAUUAUUGUAGUAUGUAUUUUUUUUUUUACAUUUAAUUCUAUACGUAACCACAUGCUGCUAAAUCAGCACAAUAUUUAGUUCAAUCCUGUCUGGAUAUAAAACCAAUUUUAUGCUAAGUAAUGAAAGCUUUAUUUUUUUUCUUUCUUUGGUUGUGUAAAACAAGUUCGUAAUUUGUACAUUGUUUUCAUUGCUAUCAUGUACAUGUUUAUGUCAGAGAGAUGUCUAGUCAUUUUUAUUUUAAAAAUGCAGCCUAGAUUUUAUCAGUAUAGAGUUAUUUUAGCGUGCUGUAAUGACAGAAUGCAUUUUUAUGUAUUUGAAACAGUGUGUAAUACGCAUGAAGUUUUACUAAAAUAUUGCUUUAUUUUAACGAUGAUCAUCAUAUCGAAAUUAUAUCUAGUCAGUAAAUCAAAAAUUAAAAUUAAUUGACAUAUUUACUUGAAAUUUUACACGGUUAUAUGUCUCCGGGAAUUGAAAUAUACCUAUAUAUAUUAGUCUAUCCCCGACCACAGAUUGUCUCAUGCAAAAAAAAAAUCUUCC
Messenger RNA from Saccostrea echinata, 2627 nucleotides. RefSeq lists its product as uncharacterized. Bases 1 to 1890 code for a protein of 629 amino acids. NCBI's taxonomy places the organism in Eukaryota, Metazoa, Mollusca, Bivalvia, Ostreida, Ostreidae. The transcript is spliced from 11 exons. The record is from RefSeq and is a predicted model, not a curated record.